This is a messenger RNA of Scaptodrosophila lebanonensis, 819 nucleotides long. RefSeq names its product iron-sulfur cluster assembly 1 homolog, mitochondrial (gene MagR). Lineage: Eukaryota; Metazoa; Arthropoda; Insecta; Diptera; Drosophilidae. Gene Ontology annotation, cellular component: cytoplasm; mitochondrion. The transcript is spliced from 5 exons. Gene Ontology annotation, molecular function: 2 iron, 2 sulfur cluster binding. The record is from RefSeq and is a predicted model, not a curated record. Bases 64 to 456 code for a protein of 130 amino acids. Gene Ontology annotation, biological process: iron-sulfur cluster assembly.
UACAUAUAAAUUGUAAAAUUGUUCGAACUCAAAGCAAAACAAAUUAUAUAAAACAGAUAAAUUAUGGCAACUCGUGUUGUGGCAACGGCAACGGUGCGAGCUGUUAAGGGCCGUAAACUAAUUCCCACACGUGCCGCGCUGACGUUGACACCCGCUGCGGUGAACCGCAUUAAGGUGUUGUUGCAGGAUAUGCCGGAUAAAAUCGGUCUCAAGGUUGGAGUGAGGCAGCGCGGCUGUAAUGGUCUAUCCUACACAUUGGAUUAUGCUACUCAAAAAGACAAACUAGACGAGGAAGUCGUGCAGGAUGGUGUCAAGGUCUUUAUUGACAAAAAGGCGCAACUGUCGUUGCUAGGCACUGAAAUGGAUUAUGUCGAAAGCAAACUUUCGAGCGAGUUUGUCUUCAAUAAUCCAAAUAUCAAGGGUACCUGCGGUUGUGGCGAGUCAUUUAGCAUGUAAAGUCACUAAAUUAAAAAGUGGCCUAAAGCCGCACCUGCCUCGCAAACGAUUAACCUAAGUUGAUGCAAAAGUGAAGAAAUGUAGUUUUUAUUAGCGACAAACAAAACAUGUAUGUAAAAAAUGCUGUUAGUUCAAAAUAACGUUUUGUAGCAGUGUAAAUUCUAAGUUCUGGAUAAUGCCAAUGAUAUGAAAUUAAUUUGCGCGAUUUCUUAUUAUAAGCAUACAAAUAUGCAUGUUGUUCAAAUAAUAGCGUGAUUAAUUUGAUUAAUCAUAAUGUAUUUUGUAUUAAAUUUGUUUAGUUUUAUAAUUGAAGCAUAGAAGAAAAAUGCUUAGAUUGAUUUAUUAAAAUUAGGUAGUAGUGGC